GAAUGUCGUGCGCAGUCCGUGCAUUGUGGAUUAUUUCGCUCCCAACCGGAAAGCUUCUCGUCGCAAGGCGCUAUCCGACGGUUGAGCGCCGCGCCAAGCUGCUCGCUGCGUCGUCGCCAAGCGAGAGCGCUGCUUCCGCUACAUCGCCCAGCACUAAUGCUACUACUACUACUACUACUUCAUCGACUACGACGACAGCAGCCGGCACGACGGGCGCUUACACGCCGCUGAUGGACGAUGCGCGCCUCGUUCCACAGAUUGCCGCUGCACUCGCUGCCCAAGGUGGAGGAGCCGCAGCCGCCACGUCCAAGCAACCAUGCGACAGUUCGGAUCUAUGGCCCGUGUUCUCCGUGUCCAACGGCGAUAUCUGGCCUCUCGUCGCUGUUCGCCAGAAUGACAUGGCAUUUGUUUGUCUGCCUCUGAUUGAGACACCCGGUUUGGUUCGGACACCGCUGGUGGAGCUGCCCUCCAUCACAGUAGGCGUGACAUUGAUGCACGAUCUCGCCACGGCUGCUGGUCCUGGCCUGUUAACCGACACUACUGGCAUGGCAGCGAAUGAAGUGUACAACUUUUUGUGUGUGGCGAUGCCUUUUGGCGCCCCGCUCGAUACGAGCCCGUCCAACGUUCGCAACCUUCUUACGACAAAGUUUCCUCCAAAGGCCUCCGCUGAGAAGCAACCUGCUUGGAAGCCCGUUCUGUUCAAAGGCAAACAACGAAUUGUGUUUAAUGUUUCAGAGACGGUGCGGGCAGUGCAGUACGACAAUCCUGAAGUGCUGGACGAGUGGGAAGCGUUUGGAACGAUCCAAUGCAAGGCCGAAAUCGAAGGGCUUCCUGAAGUCACCGUCUCUCUGAGCUCAACUGCGGGUAUUGAUCAAAUCUCGGUUGAUCCGUGCGUGCUGAGCAACAAUGACGCGCAAGUCAGCGGCGGGUCAACCGCCCAAGCGAGCGUGCUCAGCAAUCGCAAGCUCUCCUUUGCACCACCUCUCGAAACUUUCUCCUUGUGUCACUAUCGAGCAUCGGGUAUCAAAGAGCUACCGAUUCGUGGAUUCUACCAAAUGAAGGAGGCUGGUGAAAACAUGAUCAAACUUCUCGUCCAGCUCAAGCUGCAUCAGCGCGUGAACAACCAAUUCGACUAUUGCGAAUUGCGUGUGCCGUUUUUCAACCGUGGUAUCAUCCGCAAUUUUGAAGCUGCACCAACAGGCGGAACGGUCACGCUUUCUGCCAGUCAAAGGAUGCUUGUCUGGAACAUCGGUCAAAAGUUUACAGGACGCAACUUGGAAGUCUCGCUGACUGCGGUCGUCCAGUUCGGCAAUGCGCCAGGAUUUGAUCCUUCGGAGGGGAUGAAUGAUAGCGAGUACCCACAUGAUCCUUUCUGUGUCGGACCCAAUGCCUUUGUUGACCUCUUCUUCAAAAUUCCCGAGUUUAAUUUGAGCGGGUGCACCGUCGACCCAAAAAGCAUUGUGUUGUAUCCGUCCAACAAGAUCAAGGCCGUCAUCACUCGGGAGCUCACCGCCAGUUCGUACCGGAUCUGGAAUUCACUCGGCGAGGCGCGGGUGACCAUCCAGCCACCGCCGCUGACCUGAAAAGCAUGCAGGACCAGAGAGCACGAGUAGCGAGCGAACAAGAGCAACACCAAAGCGACCGCUCAUCGUUCCGUCUGGUUGAAGGACCAUGCACAUUCAUUAUUACAUACAAUUGAUGCUUGACACACU
Messenger RNA from Capsaspora owczarzaki ATCC 30864, 1712 nucleotides. RefSeq lists its product as hypothetical. NCBI's taxonomy places the organism in Eukaryota, Filasterea, Ministeriida, Capsasporidae. Gene Ontology annotation, cellular component: late endosome; lysosome; cytosol. Gene Ontology annotation, biological process: endosomal transport. The record is from RefSeq and is a predicted model, not a curated record. The transcript is spliced from 11 exons. The annotation marks the transcript as partial.